This is a messenger RNA of Solanum pennellii, 1822 nucleotides long. Its product is annotated as elongator complex protein 4. Bases 286 to 1371 code for a protein of 361 amino acids. Lineage: Eukaryota; Viridiplantae; Streptophyta; Magnoliopsida; Solanales; Solanaceae. Gene Ontology annotation, biological process: tRNA wobble uridine modification. The transcript has 10 exons. Gene Ontology annotation, cellular component: elongator holoenzyme complex; transcription elongation factor complex; cytoplasm. The record is from RefSeq and is a predicted model, not a curated record.
AUUUAACAAAAAACUAACUUUGCCGCUCUAAAAUUUGCUCCCAAAUUUUUUUUUGGUCCAAAUUCUUAGAAGUAGAGAGCCAUAAUCGAAGAAGACGAAGUUUCAGUAGCAUAAUUACUUGUUGUUGUUGACCAGCAUACUACACUCUAAAUCUAGACUGUAAAACAAGAAUAAAGAAUUCAUUGGGAUUUAGGUUAGAAACAGAGGGGAGAACAGCCGCUUGUAUGAACAACAAAAGAGGGAGCAGCGUACACUCCUUUUCUCUGUUGAUCUAUAAGAAGCUUCAUGGCUUCAAGUAGACCGCGCGGCGGCAGUUUUUCCAGAAACAUAUCUAGUGCAGCUACAGCGCAGAUUCCUGGAGUUAAGCUUGGUCCAAAUGGCACAUCAUUUCUUUCAUCAGGCAUACCAGAUCUUGACCAGAUUUUGGGUGGUGGCUUUACUUUGGGAAGCCUAGUCAUGGUUAUGGAAGACCCUGAGGCUCCUCAUCAUAUGCUUUUACUGAGAAAUUUCAUGUCUCAGGGUCUGAUUCACAAGCAACCCCUACUUUAUGCCAGCCCAGAAAGAGAUCCACGAGGCUUUCUUGGAACUUUGCCUAGUCCAAUGGCUUCUAAGGAGGAGAAAUCUAAUGAACGACCUUCAGAACAGGAUGCGAAUUUAAGAAUCGCUUGGCAAUAUAAGAAGUACUUUGGGGAACAAAAUUCAGAGGUCCAAAGAGGUGGGAAAGCUGAAUAUUGCAACGACUUUGACUUACGAAAGCCCCUAGAAAGGCACUUCUAUAGUGGACAGCGGGUUGAUUGCAUUAGUCUUCGAGAUUCUCCGAAUCUAGUGCCUCUACUUGAACGAUGCUCAACCUUUUCAGCUCAAAUAUCAAAAUCUGAUGGCAACAUCACAUGUGCCGGUCGUAUUGCCAUUCAGUCGCUAUGUUCACCUCAGUGCGACUUCUUUGACAAGGAUUGGGAGAUGCUCUCUUUUAUAAGAUCCUUGAAAGGCAUGGUUCGAUCUUCAGGUGCAGUUGCGGUCAUAUCCUUUCCACCCUCACUUGUCUCGCCAGCCUUUUUAAAGAGGUGGCAGCAUCUGGCAGAUACCUUGAUAUCUGUCAAAGCAAUUCCUGAUGAGGACAAAGAAUUGGCGAAACUCCUAACUGGUUACCAAGACAUGCUGGGCCUUCUGAGUGUACACAAAGUAGCUCGCAUAAAUACACAGGUCCCUGCAAUUUUGGAAGCAACAACAUUCUCAAUGAAGCUGCGAAAGCGAAGAUCAUUGGUUUUAGAAUGCCUUAAUCAAGCCCCAGUUGAUGGCUCAAGUGGUAGUUCAUAUGGUACUUCUGGUACUUGUUCUGGAAGUUCUAAGACCGGGAACCUCGACUUCUAGUUAACAUUAUGCGUGUGACACCAAUUUCUCUCAACCUAUGCCAAGUUCUAAGAUCGGGAACCAAAUGCUGGAUUUGCUGAUCUAUGUCAGAUUGCAAGGUUUAGUAUUACUGUCCGUUGCGAGGUCUUGUGAAAGCUGGAUCUAGCAAACAUUCUUAUGUUUCUGUCACAUAUUCUGAACUUCGUCAAUGAAAGCUGUUCAAGAAGAGGAUUGCCAGGACGCGUAUUUUUUCUCACUGUAUUAUAGAUUCAUAGUGCUUUACAGUAGCAAGAAUUAGUUUACAAGUAUGACAUCGAUUCAUAGCAGGAGCUUUAAUUCACCGGGCUGCCCUUUUUUUCUUUUGUUUUCUAUUGUGUUGAAGGAUAUGCAUUACAGUAACUUAUCUGUGUUGAUAACUCCCACUGUAAGAAGCCUUUCAUUAAUUGAUCGUUGUGUCUAGAUUAAUUCUUUC